AGUUACUCGUUUAGGUCAAGCUAACACUGACUGGGCAUAUUUGUCUUUGGUAAUUGUGUAACUAUAAUAGGAGGGAAAAAAAAAACAAUGCCGUUCCGUGCGGACUCAGUUAAACCUCCGCUGCAUGACCAAAUAACCGAAUUGCAGCGUAAAAUCCAACUGCUGGAGGGCAACAGAACGGCACACUACGAGAGCUCUCAGGCCACCAUCAAGAAGAACAGAGAGUCCAUCCGCCAGCUGAGGCAGGAGAACAAGAGGCUGCACAGACACCUGGCAGAGGCGAAUGCUGGUGAUGAACACAUCAUCAGUGAGGCCUUCCAUAACCGAGGCAUGGAGAAGGAUGCCUACCGCACCAUGUCAGGGAAGGCGUCACUGGCAACACUAGACCACAGGGUGCUGUCCAAGAUGAAGCGUCUCAAUGCCCUAAAACACACCACCCAGACCUACCAGCGGCGCCUUGAAGAGCUGAAGAUGGAGUACCAGAGAAUGAAACCAGAGGGCAGCAGUGGAGCACAGUCUGCUGAUGCUCGCACUCGGAAAAAAGAGGAAGAUGCCAUGAACCUGCGGGCACUGGAAAACAGUCUGGAGAAGACCCAGUUUAAGUGCAAGGAGGCUGAGAACAUCAUGACUAACUAUCUGAAACUCAAAAGUCACCUGCAGGAGGAGAGUCUGACUUUCCAGGGCCAGCUGGACACUCUGGAAGCAGAAAUCCUGAAGCACAGAGAGGAGCUUCAAGGCCUGCAAGUCAUGAACAGCGCCCAGCUCUCCAAGGAAGCUGCUAUGGUGCACAGCAAGAGAUCAUGGCGGUUGAAGGCCGAGUUACAGCAGCAGGAGGAACUAUUCUACAAGGAGCGCAAGGAGAGAGAGCGUAUUAUAGCGAGCUACAGGAAAAAAGUUGAUGAGUGCAAGGCCCAGGCUGAAAAAAUCGACAGAAGGACCCAGAGAACAACUAUGCAGCCAGAUGAACUGAGCAGUGAGGCCCAGCGCAGCAUCACCGGGAUGGCGGUUGAAGAGGAGAAGGCCAUCUCCUCUUUUGAGGAGGCCUUCCGACGCAUUAAGGAGGCCACUGGAGUCACAGAUAUACAGGAGGUAGUGGAGCGCUUUAUCUCACAAAAGGAGACACACCAACAUCUGGAGAAGCUGAAGGGAGAGAAUGAGAAGGUCCUGCAGCAGUUAAAGGAGCAAAAGGAGCUCCGGAGCCAACAGUUGCAGGAUAUGAAAUAUUCUGGAGAGGCUAAACUCUCCAGUGACCAACAGAUGCUGGAAGAGUGCAAGCAGCAACUGCAGGCUCAGCAGCAGAGGCGCGAUGCAGCUAAAGAGCGCCUGGAUUGGCUUGUUAAAACCCUCAGUACUAUUCAAGCCGGAGUGGAGCACCUGGCAGACAAACUUCAACACAUCACACUGAGUGAGGAUGAGGUGGUUGAGGUGUCUCCAGACUCAGAUGAGUUUGUGUUGGAGCUGAUGACCCAGUGCAAGCUGAAGUUGCAGUUACUGCAGGAGGAGCUUCAGGGAAAAGAUCUGGCUGCUAUUAUGAAGGAGAUGGAGGAAGAGGAGUUCUACAUCAGGAUUGAGGGGAAACUGCCGGCUUACAACACCCGAGUCAAGUUCCCCGAGGACCAAAGACUGGACCUGUUCAACGACGAUGAUGAGAGGGAAGAGGAUGAGGCUGACGUCAUCUCACGGGAAGAACUAAAGCGUCAGUCUCAGCUGAUCAUUGACUCCAAAUCCAAGAAGAAGCCCUGGAAGAAGAAGAAGGGCAAGUUCUGAUCCAACACCACAGCCUCAAGAUUCACAAAAAACAAAUGCUCUGCACCAAAAACGUAUUUAAGUGUAAAUAAAAUGAGCUGAAGUUGAGGACUGUGUACAAGCUUUCCCCUUGCUCUUAAUGAAUGUUUCAUUGCAGUUGCUACAAAGAAUCUGUUUUUGGUUGAAAAUACAAAUGAAUUUUUUAGACUUAAUGAAAGAUGAGCACAAUUCAACAGUUGUUAAAUGAUAUUUAUUAAAACAUUAGUUUGUGCCUCUGAAGCUGGUUAGCUGUUGUAUGAGUUGAUUUGUUGUGACAACAGUAAUAUUCUGUGUCAGGUGUCAGUGUUGCACCAACACCCAUCUGUCCGCCUCUUUUUCACAGUUCAGAAUUCCAACCUGCAGCCUCAUGGAAAGC
This is a messenger RNA of Xiphias gladius (swordfish), 2161 nucleotides long. It is a transcript of the gene odad3, whose product is annotated as outer dynein arm docking complex subunit 3. The transcript is spliced from 14 exons. The record is from RefSeq and is a predicted model, not a curated record. Lineage: Eukaryota; Metazoa; Chordata; Actinopteri; Istiophoriformes; Xiphiidae. Gene Ontology annotation, cellular component: cilium. Bases 88 to 1767 code for a protein of 559 amino acids. Gene Ontology annotation, biological process: outer dynein arm assembly; cilium movement.